AUGGGUGACGAGGAGGUCCAGGGCUUAGAGUGGACGGAACGGGCGCAGCGGUGUGCGGGGUCGCAAGUAGAAGCCGGCAGUGGCUUGCUGAAGCGUUGCUCCAAGGUGGCCGCGUUGGUGGUGGACAAUGGCAGCGGCAUGUGCAAGGCCGGCUUUGCCGGGGACGACGCCCCCCGCGCCGUCUUCCCGUCCAUCGUCGGCCGCCCCAAGAUGCCAGGCAUCAUGGUGGGCAUGGACCAGAAGGAUCGCUUCUUGGGGAUUUUUGGCUGGUGCGUAGACUCCUACGUGGGCGACGAGGCCCAGUCCAAGCGAGGUGUCCUCACCCUGAAGUACCCCAUCGAGCAUGGCAUCGUCACCAACUGGGACGACAUGGAGAAGAUCUGGCACCACACCUUCUACAACGAGCUGCGCGUCGCCCCGGAGGAGCACCCGGUGCUGCUGACGGAGGCGCCGCUGAACCCGAAGGCCAACCGCGAGCGCAUGACGCAGAUCAUGUUCGAGACCUUCAACGUGCCUGCCAUGUACGUGGCCAUCCAGGCCGUGCUCUCCUUGUACGCCUCCGGCCGCACCACGGGCAUCGUCAUGGACAGCGGCGACGGCGUGUCGCACACGGUGCCGAUCUACGAAGGCUACGCGUUGCCCCACGCCAUCCUCCGCUUGGACCUGGCCGGCCGUGACCUCACGGAGUACAUGAUGAAGAUCCUGACCGAGCGAGGCUAUUCCUUCACCACCACGGCAGAGCGUGAGAUUGUCCGGGACGUCAAGGAGAAGCUGUGCUACAUUGCGCUGGACUUCGACAGCGAGAUGAAGGCGGCCAGUGAGAGCAGCGACAAGGAGAAGACGUACGAGCUGCCCGACGGCAACAUCAUCACCGUGGGCGCCGAGCGCUUCCGCUGCCCGGAGGCCGGGCAAGGCUGUGUGAACCUGGUCCUGUUCCAGCCCAGCUUUGUGGGCAAGGAGGCCAGCGGCAUCCACGACACGACCUUCCAGUCCAUCAUGAAGUGCGACGUGGACAUCCGCAAGGACCUCUACUCCAACGUCGUGCUGUCUGGCGGCACCACCAUGUUCCAGGGCAUCGGCGAGCGCAUGACCAAGGAGCUGACGGCCCUAGCGCCCUCCACCAUGAAGAUCAAGGUGGUGGCCCCCCCGGAGCGUAAGUACAGCGUGUGGAUUGGAGGCUCCAUCCUGUCCUCCCUGAGCACCUUCCAGCAGAUGUGGAUCUCCAAGGGCGAGUACGACGAGAGCGGCCCGACCAUCGUGCACCGCAAGUGCUUCUGA
This is a messenger RNA of Symbiodinium natans, 1278 nucleotides long. Lineage: Eukaryota; Dinophyceae; Suessiales; Symbiodiniaceae. The record is from the annotation of a GenBank genome assembly.